CUGCGGCACCCGCGAGUACCGCUGCGACUGCGGCACCCUCUUCUCACGGAGGGACAGCUUCAUCACCCACAGGGCCUUCUGCGACGCCCUGGCGCAGGAGAGCGCCAGGCUGCCGCCGACGAGCCUGAGCAGCCUCACCAGCCACCUCUACGGGGCUACUAACGCUGGCAACAUGGCGCUGAGCCUGUCCCAGGUGGGAUCCCACCUCAACUCCACCCUGCAGCAUGACGGUCACCACCCCCUCGCCGCGCGCCUCGACCACCUCCUGUCGCCCUCUGGCGCGUCAGCGUUCCGCCCGCCUCAGCAGCAGCCCCAGUCGGCCUUCUUCCUCAACGCGGCGCCGGGGCAGGAUUUCGGGGACGAGGCGGGCAAUGGGUCACACUCCUACCUGCAGUCCAAGCCGUUCCAUGGCCUCAUGCAGCUCCCAGACCUCCAGGGCAAUGGUGCGGGAGGGCCCGCCUCUUCGGGCCAUGGCCUCUUCAACCUGGGCUUCUUCUCCAACAAUGGCAAUAGCUCCGGGUCUAGUCAUGAGCAUGCAAGCCAGGGAAUGAUGAGCAACGACCAGUUCAGCGGCGGAGCUGGCGGCGGUGGCUCUGAGGUAUCAGCAGCGGCGAUUUUCGGCGGGAACUUUGUUGGUGGUGAUCACAUUUCGCAGGCUGGGAUGUACAACGACCAGGCGCCCAUGCUGCCUCAGAUGUCUGCGACCGCACUGCUCCAGAAGGCGGCGCAGAUGGGCGCGACCUCCAGCCCCAACGGCGCGGCGUCCAUGUUCCGGGGCUUCGUGGGCUCUUCGCCGCACGGGCGACAGGGGACACCGCAGCAGCAGAUGGACCAGAACGAUGCGAACCUGAACGAGCUGAUGAACUCUCUGGCUGCUGGCGGCGGCGUCAAUGCCGCGGCGAUGUUUGGCGGCGCUAACGGCGGUCCCGCCGGGAUGUUUGAUCCAAGGAUGUGCGACAUGGAUCAGCACGAGGUGAAAUUCAGCCAGGGAGGAGGUGGUGUUGGUGGCAACGGUGGUGGUGCUGGCGGCGGCGGCGGCGGCGACAUGACGCGGGACUUUCUUGGCGUGGGCGGAGGCGGCAUCGUGCGCGGGAUAUCGACACCGAGAGGAGACCACCAUCAGAGCAGCAGCGACAUGAGUUCCUUGGAGGCCGAGAUGAAGUCGGCUUCGUCCUUCAACGGAGGCCGGAUGCCAUGAUCGACGGAUCGAUCAAGCUUACACAAGCGUAAGCUCCGAUCUGUCGAGUGAGUCUGAGACUUGAAGCAACCUGGAAUUAGCGCAUGCAUGCAUGAGAGGAGUAAGGUUAGCGAGUUAGCAACUAAGUUGAUCGCAUGAGUAAGGUUACAUGCAUGGGAUAAGGCUACCUAGCUAAGCUCUCCAUGGCCUGAAGACUUGGAGUACCGUGAAAGAGAGGCGUCUUCUGAGACUAAUUAAGUAAUUAGCUAGUGCGAGUGAACGCUUGCAUGUGAUGACGACCCUAGCUUGGUCGUCGAGGAGUUUGGGGUCUGUGUUCUUGUUCUUGUCGUCUGUUUUCCUUCCCUGUAAUUGGAUGUUUGUUGGGUUAAAUAUAGUUCCCGAGAUAGAAGAACCAAUAAGACUAUUUUGAAGUUUCAACAAAAAAAACCCUUUUAUUAGUAUUA
Molecule: messenger RNA, 1641 nt
Organism: Triticum urartu
Lineage: Eukaryota; Viridiplantae; Streptophyta; Magnoliopsida; Poales; Poaceae
Source: RefSeq, a predicted model, not a curated record